Rhea pennata is the source of this 2518-nucleotide messenger RNA. It is a transcript of the gene NPR3, whose product is annotated as natriuretic peptide receptor 3. Bases 1 to 1569 code for a protein of 522 amino acids. Gene Ontology annotation, molecular function: natriuretic peptide receptor activity; peptide hormone binding. The transcript has 8 exons. Gene Ontology annotation, biological process: signal transduction. Lineage: Eukaryota; Metazoa; Chordata; Aves; Rheiformes; Rheidae. Gene Ontology annotation, cellular component: membrane. The record is from RefSeq and is a predicted model, not a curated record.
AUGCCGCCCUGGCUGCUCGGCGGCCUCUGGUGCGUGCUGGCGGCGCUGGGCAGCGGCGGCCCCGCGGGCGCGGAGCCGGCGGAGGAGGCGGCGGCGGAGGAGAAGCUGAUCCGGGUGCUGGUGCUGCUGCCGCAGGACGACGCGUACCUCUUCUCGCUGGGGCGGGUGCGGCCGGCCAUCGAGUACGCGGUGCGGAGCCUGCGGGAGAAGGGCUCCGGGCUGCCGCCGGGCUACGCCUUCCAGCUCACCUACGAGGACUCGGCGUGCGGCAACCGGGCGCUCUUCAGCCUGGUCGACAUGGUGGCCCUGCAGCGCCGCCGCCCCGACCUGCUGCUGGGCCCCGUGUGCGAGUACGCGGCGGCGCCCGUGGCGCGGCUGGCGGCCCACUGGGACGUGCCCAUGCUGUCGGCGGGCGCCCUGGCCGCCGGCUUCGGCGCCAAGGGCGGCGAGUACUCGCACCUCACCCGCGUGGCGCCCGCCUACGCCAAGAUGGGCGAGAUGCUCCUGGCCCUCUUCCGCCACCACCAGUGGAGCCGCGCCACGCUGCUCUACAGCGACAGCAACCCCGAGCGCAGCUGCUACUUCGCCAUGGAGGGUGUCCACGUGGUCUUCCAGGAGGAGGCCUUCCACAUGGCCGUGCACAGCUUCGACGAGAGCAGCCGCCACCUCGACCUGGACGACGUGGUGCGCGCCCUGCAGGCCGGCGAGCGGGUUAUAAUCAUGUGUGCCAGUGGUGACACAAUCAGGAACAUCAUGUUAGCUGCUCAUCGACAAGGAAUGACCAAUGGGGACUAUGCUUUCUUCAAUAUUGAACUCUUCAACAGCUCAUCAUAUGGAAAUGGCUCUUGGAAAAGAGGAGACAAACAUGACCUUGAAGCCAAGAAGGCGUACUCAUACCUCCAGACUGUCACUCUGCUAAGGACAGUGAAGCCUGAGUUUGAGAAGUUUUCCUUGGAAGUGAAAAGUUCUGUUCAGAAACAAGGGCUGCAUGAGGAUGAUUAUGUGAACAUGUUUGUGGAAGGAUUCCAUGAUGCUAUUCUUCUUUAUGCUCUAGCUUUACAGGAAGUCCUGAAGUAUGGUUUCAGUAAGAAAGAUGGGGAAAAAAUUGUUCAGCAAACGCGGAACAGAACCUAUGAAGGCAUUGCAGGGCAGGUGUCCAUUGAUGCCAAUGGAGACAGAUACGGGGAUUUCUCUGUGAUUGCAAUGACAGACCCAGAGGCAGGCACACAGGAGGUGAUCGGGGACUACUACGGAAAGCAGGGGCGUUUUGAAAUUCGAUCAAAUGUGAAAUAUCCUUGGAGUCACGGCAGGCUGAGACUAGAUGAAAGCCGUGUUUCAGAGCAUACAAACAAUACACCAUGUAAAUCAUCAGGUGGUCUAGGAGAAUCAGCGGUUACAGGAAUAGUUGUGGGCGCUUUGCUUGGAGCAGGAUUGUUAAUGGCUUUUUACUUUUUCAGAAAGAAAUACAGAAUAACUAUUGAAAGACGAACUAGACAAGAGGACUGUAACAUGGGGAAACAUCGGCAGUUACGCGAAGACUCCAUUAGAUCUCAUUUUUCUGCUGCAUAAAGAAGAAGAAAAAUAAUUCCAUCCUUCCUGCAAAAAGAAAUUAGGGAAAUGGACAUAACCAAAGACAUCAGUGUAAAAAGAAGAGGCUCUCGAAGAACUCGCUCUUUUAAGCAGUAAUUUUAUCUUAAUUUCUUUCAGAAGCUCAGGAAUGAUUUACUAAUCACAUUACGCCACAUGGCCUUUCAUCUCAUGCAAAAUGAAAAUGACACAGUUUGAUCUUGUAAGAUGUACUUAAUGUGUAAAGACAAUAUUUCUUAAGGCAUAUGCUAAGGGCAGCAGAUUUGAGCUUGGUUGAUGGGGAUGCCUCUUUCUGUUCCCUUUUAUUUUAGCUCCUACUGCUUCCUUCCUUACUGACAUCUGACUUGUGGGUAUCGAAUGUGGUUUCACAGAUACAGGUGCUGCUUUGCUGUCAAAAUGAAAAAAAAGGAGUUCAUUUGGGGUGUGAUCCUGCAGUGCUGAAUGAUUGCUGUUGGUUAUAGGGGAUGCAGGAUUGGAUAUAUGGAGUUCACUCCUGAGGGAACUGGCACUUGGACGUAAUUAACUCUAUUGAGAAAGUCAGGCAGGUGGAAACACACAGAAAUCAUCCCUUCCUUGUGCGUACAGAACCGCAGUCAAAAGCACUGAUUCUCCCUCGUACACACUGCAAGUCAGGAACAGCUCCAGUGAAGGACAUGGAGUUUCACUGGUGUAAAAUAGCAUGGGAGAAGACAAUCAAGCCUCCAGAGAGGACUGGCUAAUUCUUCAGACUUAUAUGUGCUUUAUCAUGUUCUUUUCUCUCCACUACCAUUGCCUUUCAGAGAGGCAAAUAUAUUCUAUGUAAAGUCUGCUCCUGUUCCCAGUGAAGUCAAUGGCAAAGUCCUAUUAACUUCAGUGAGUACAGGUUUAUAUCCAAAAUAUGUAAAUAUGAAAGAUACAGAAGUGUUUGUAUAGCAGAGGCAAUUCAAAAGAG